This is a messenger RNA of Paramisgurnus dabryanus, 3167 nucleotides long. It is a transcript of the gene anapc16, whose product is annotated as anaphase promoting complex subunit 16. Gene Ontology annotation, cellular component: anaphase-promoting complex; cytosol; kinetochore. Gene Ontology annotation, biological process: protein ubiquitination. Lineage: Eukaryota; Metazoa; Chordata; Actinopteri; Cypriniformes; Cobitidae. The record is from RefSeq and is a predicted model, not a curated record.
GUGUUAAAAAGACGUCACCAAAGAAGAAACAUUGGCAGCGACGCUUCAGAUUUUGAAUGGCGGCGUCUUCAUCCUCCUCAUCAGCGGGAGGUGUGAGUGGCAGCUCAGUAACCGGAUCAGGCUUCAGUGCUUCUGAGCUGAUCCCACCCAGGAAAGUUCUGUACACUUAUCCUAAAGGAGCCGAUGGAUCUGAUAGGUUUUUGUGUGAGUCUGUGUUCAGCUAUCAAGUUGCAUCCACACUGAAGCAGGUUAAGCAUGAUCAGCAGGUUUCCAGGAUGGAGCGUCUAGCUGGGCUGGUGGAGCAAUUGGAGGCAGAUGAGUGGAAAUAUAAACCCAUCGAGCAGCUCCUGGGAUUCACAACUUCGUAACUGCUGUAGGCAGACGUACUCGCAUGCUCACACAUAGCUAAACAUCUUUUUUUGUGUGUUUUUUUUUUGUUAUUGUGAAUAAUAUUGUGAAUUACUAUUUUAAAUGACAUUGUAGAUACAGUGUUUUGCACUAAUGUAAUAAGCGUGAAUAUUUCAAUCAGGCCAGCUGACAGUCUUGCCUGGGCCCGGGACAAGAUAAUCUUAGAGGGCCCCCAACCCCUUACUUUUUACUGGUAACAAGAAAUUUGGCAUUAUCAGAUUCAGGACCCACGAAUAUUGCAUAUUAUACAUUGUAUAAAACAUUUAGUUAAAGGUGAAGUUCCUAAUUUUUAGACGGAUCUCUUGACAGAAAUGCAAAAUAAUAUACAAAACUAUAUUAUCAGGGGUGUAUAAAGACCUUUUUAUAAUGAACCAUUAUGUUUUUAUUACAUUAGAAUGAGACGUUUUUAUCUACAUACACAGAGGGUCCCCUUACGUGGAGGUCGCCAUUUUGUGCCGCCAUGUUUCUACAGAAACCUUUAACGGACAAACUUUUUUUACUAAGUUGUCUCUGACGAUUACAUGUUUUACUGUAGCUUCUCUAUGCGUUUCAAAAGCGAGGGGGGAGCAGUGGAUUGAGCCGUUGGUUGCAAUUUGCAACCUCACCACUAGAUGCUUCUAAAAUUUACACACUGCACCUUUAAAUGUAGUACACUGAAGAAAAUGAUUCAUUGAAUUUAAUAAAUUUUUUAAGGUAAGUGGUUGCAAUCAAUUUAUUUAAGAUACAUUUAAACAAAAAGAUUAGUAAAGUCAAAUAAAAUAUAAAACUUUUGUUUAAAUGUAGCUUAAAUAAAUUGAUUGCAACCACUUACCUUAAAAAAAAAAGGAUUAAAUUCAAUGAAUCAUUUUUUUCAGUGUACUGACGCUGUAUACUGACACAAAAUAUCAUAAUCACGUAUGAAUUAUGAACAGACUAUUGGAAAUAUCAGUAAAACAACUUCAGCUAAUAUUAUGCCGUGUUUGGACUAAAAAUUGAAUAAAUAUUACUCCUCUCUUUAGAAAUUUGAAGUAAACAUAUAAACUCAAUCAUAUUUCUCCAAACAUGCACGCCUUUGAACCAAAAGCCCAGAGGGAUAUUAUUUUGUAAAGAGCUUUCAUGAUGAGCAUGCAUUACAUUUUUCUCAAUGAAUGCGACUGAGGGUAGAGCCCUGCAUUUCAGCCCAAGCCCGACCUUUUUACACCCCUCAGGUCGGGUUUCGGCCAAUUUUAACGUCACAGCUGGGCGGACCUCGGGCUUAUUUAGGCUUCUCCAUCUUUUUAUAUUUUUCAAUUUAAUUAAAAUAACAUUUUGACAGACAAUGAUUGCAAAACAAACGUAGUAAGACUUUUAACCUAUAGCACGAGUCUGCUAUAAGCACAGCCAGCCACACAUUUACAAUGCAGCUGUUGCUUAUUUAACAGCAGGACCUUCAGCGCACCGGGAAAAAAUAUUAAUAGAGGACUAGAUUAAAACCCUGGAUACUGCGCAUAAUCUAUGCAAACAGCAUCCAAGACAUAAUCUAUAAUACAUAUAUAUAUGCAUAGCGAAGUUGUAAGAUAAGGCAGGUUGCAUGUUUAUUCGUUUCAUGUUUAUUUCGUUUCGUUUUGUAGCUAUAGCCCUUUUCAUUUUUUUAUUUCUGCACCCGUUGCAGCUGCGAGCAGCAGAGCAAUCUGCCUCCGCUUUUUAAAAAUAGUGUGUGUUGAUAAUAAACGUUUAAACUAACACUGUGAUAUGCUGAAAAUAUAUAUUUUAUAUAGUUGUUAUUAUAGACAAGUGAAGAGUUGAUCUGAGAGUUCAAUUCAGCAAACAUUUCGUCAACUUGCUGUCGGCUGCGAACCGCUUGUUGGAACAAACAAAAUACUCUAAAAUGUAAAUAAAAAAAGAAAUAUAAAUAUUUUGCCAUUUAAAACAAAUCUGAACUGCUUUAAUUGCUGCAAGAGUAGUACAGCUGUAUAAGGAGUGUAAGGAGUUAUUUUUUGCUAUUUCUGCGGAUUUCUUUUGCAAAAUCUAUGCGGAAUUUUGCAGAAUAAUUAAAAAUGUUUUAAAACGAUCUGAGAGAAUGUGCGCUGUGAAUAUUACAAAACAAUAAAAUAUUUUAUAAUUACAUUUUAUUAAAGGAUUACCCUGAAUUAAACUGGACCAACAUGAACCAACAGAUAAUGGACAAUGUGCUGUCACGACCAUAGAGUUUUAUAUAAAUUACAUAUAUUACUGUCUACAGUGUAACAGUAAAAAGAAAAGGCUUCUCAUAAUGAAUGUAGCCUAUAUCAAGAUAAGUUCAUCUGUUUAACAACACAAUGUAUAUUUAUCUUGUAAACGGAUUUGAAAUAAUAAAUAAUAGUCGCGUCACUUAGCAAUAGAGACGAUAGCGAAUUCAUUAUCUUCUCCGCGGUAAGUUAUUUCAAAUUCAAGUUUUACAUAUUAAAUAUUAAAUAGUUUGUGCUUUCUCUCAUAAAAAGCUCACAGCAAACAGCACAGACUUCUAAACACACGCGAUGCAGUGACUAUAUCUGCGGUCACAGAUUCCUAAUGGGGAUAAUUAGGAAUUCUAUUUUCCUCUAUAAGGCCUAUAUUUUCUUCUUUUCUUUUAUUUUCUGAGCACCGGACUUGUGCUGAGUCUGACAGGACAUUUUGAGCGUACUGAACUUCAAAUCAAAUGAAUCAAAUAUUUUCUUUAUUGUUUAUCAAUUAUUCCAUAAGUCCCAGUUCUGGGCCCCCCUCUGGGCCCCUCCCCACCCUGGGCCCGGGACAACAGACCCGUUUGUCCCCCCCUGUCGGCG